Molecule: messenger RNA, 903 nt
Organism: Camellia sinensis
Lineage: Eukaryota; Viridiplantae; Streptophyta; Magnoliopsida; Ericales; Theaceae
Source: RefSeq, a predicted model, not a curated record
ACAGAUGACUACGGCAACACCAUAUUACAUGUAGCAGUCGCAAAUAAACAAAUCCAGACAGUUCAACAUCUACUCACGAUUGACAAAAUAGAUGUAAAUGCAAAAAAUAUAAAUGGAUAUACAGCAUUGGACAUUCUAGCUCAAAGUCGAAGAGGAGUGCAAGAUUGGGACAUUCAAAACUCCCUCAAACAAGCUGGAGCCUUGAAAGCUGCUGACAAUCAGGGUGAGUGGCUUGCAAAGAAAAUGGAUGCAUUAAUGGUGGUGGCAUCACUUCUCACAACGAUAGCUUUCCAAGCAGGCGUAAGCCCUCCAGGAGGUGUUUGGCAAAAUGAUUCACCUGAAGGUUCACUAGACCCGCAUAGAACUGGAGAAGCUGUGGCUGCUUAUACUUAUCCAGAGUCAUAUCAAUUUUAUCUGCGUGCCAACAUGAUAAGUUUUGUUGCAUCUCUGAGCACAAUUUUGCUGCUCAUAAGCGGAUUGCCCUUGAAGCGCAAGAAUUUUAUGAGGAUUUUGAUGAUGAUCAUGUGUUUGUCAAUUACAUCUAUAGCAUUUUCUUAUGCAUUUUCAUUGGUUGCAGUCACUCCAAAGACACACAGGGUAACACUACAUCGCACAUUGUAUGUUGCAGUUCCAGUGUGGUGUGUAGUGAUGGUGAUUUUGCUCCUCGUGCACACAAUUCAAUUGACACUAAGGUGGUUGAAAGACAAGAAUUGGAAAUCAGCCGUAGAAAACUGUCAAAUUAAGUUGGGGGUAAAGGAUGCCAAUAGCAACAGAGAUGUUCAGAUGACCUAGAGAGCUUGAUUAUGUGCUUGACAUUCUCUCUCCUUUCUCUACAACUCUGAAAAGGUCCAGUGUGCCAAUGUGUGUUUUUCUAGUAAUGUUUGUUUGAUUUGCAUGUGUAAG